AUGGCCACAUCAGGCUCCCAGGGCGCCUCGCGUAAGACGAACGGUGUCCUUCCUGUCUCUGGCCAGCAGACGGCCGCCGAUACGCCGAAGUCGAAUAAGAGUCGUGCUGCGGUCGAAGGCCACAAAGUGGUUAUCAGGCGAUUGCCCCCGGGCUUGACGGAGCAGGAACUAUGGAACAAGCUUGGAGAUGAGUGGAAGGCUGGACAGGGUCUUGUCAGCUGGCACAACUUCGAGGCCGGCAAGAUCUCUCAAGACGCUGCGAAGCCGUCGCGGCCGGCAAGAGUCUACCUCAACGUCUUGAAGCGCGAGGACCUGAACACCCUUUCCAACUUGAUACAGGCCAGGUCCUGGGAGGACGCCAAAAUGACGUCCAACAGCCCCUCCCUUGUCGGGCCUCCGGUUCUCGAGAUGGCGUCUUACAAUAAGAUUCCAAGCGGCAAAAAGCGCACCGACCCCAGGCAGGGAACGAUCGAUCAGGACCCGGAGUUUAUGGCCUUCCUUCAAGAUUUGACCAACCCUGAGCAGAACAAGGAGACCGAGGGUAGCGAAAGCAAGGAUGCGGCAGACGAGUCGAAGCCGGAUGCAAAGGUCACAACGACACCUCUGAUCGAGUUCCUCAAGGAGAAGAAGGCCAACAAGGCCAAAGAAGCGGCCGCAGCUAAGAGCGCGAAGCAAGCACGUCAAGAAUCUCAGAAUACCAAGGGCAAAGCAUCGGCGUCUACGGAGGAUUCGAAGAAGGGCAAGAAGGACUCUAAGACAGAGAAGUCUGCAGAGAAGCCCAAGGAGACGGUCAAGAUUCUGACCAAGAAAGCAACCGCGGACGCCGUUAAAGCAGCAGAGGCCGUUGCCAGCCAGAUCACCCAGAGUUCUUCGGCCGCUCAGGAGGCACCUAAGAGCCGACGGGCUGGUAUUGCAGCUGCUGCACGUAUUCUGCAGCGCGACCUUGGCAUCAGUCCUGGCAGCGCUCAUAGAAGGGCUCGUCUUGACGCUGCCAAGGCGGAGGCAGAAGCGAAGGCUGCGACUCCGAAGGAGCCUGCUCAGCCCGCGGCUGAAGUUCCGGCUGCUGCGGCACCACCCGCGCCGCCAGCCCAAUCCUCCUCCAAUGCUGCCCAAUCCUCGGAGCGCAACGCGGCACCCAGUGCUCCCAAGUCAGGACGCACCCGUAGAGGUGGAGGUGGUAAGAACGCGGCUGCCAAUGAAGGAAAGGGCAAGUCCAACGACACUGGUGGUUCUUCCAACACCCCAGCGCCCACCAAGACCCCUGUUGUGCUGCUUAAGAAGAGGGACGAGAAAAAGAACGAGGAGAAGGCAGAAAAGGCCGAGAAGGCCGAGAAGGAGGCCUCAUCAUCCCAACCAGCGCCCGCCAAAUCCAACCCCCCAACAGGACCUAAGGGCUCAGGGAAGGGCAGCAACUCCAAGAAGGGUGCCAGCUCUGUCACAGUCACCCCUGGCGCCACCCGCGGCUUCGUCAAGCACGCCAACCCGUCCCAGGGUGUGACCGAGAACCUCCUAAAGCAGGCCAUGGAAGCGUUUGGGACCGUCAUCUUCGUCGAGAUCGAUAAGCGUAAGGGCUUCGCCUACGUUGACUUCUCCGACCACGACGGUCUCGCCAAGGCCAUCGCCGCCAGCCCAGUCACUGUUGCCCAAGGCACUGUUCAGGUUCUCGAGCGCAAGGAAAAGAAGCCCGCCGCCAGCAACGCCGCCAGCACCAACAACUCUGGCAACGCAGCUUCCUCCUCCAAUGCGCCCGCGGCAUCCUCCUCAGCUUCCGGCGCAAACAAGGAAAAGGACGCCAACGCAACGAACAACCCUGACAAGCCCGAGGAGCAGCGCCACAAGCGCACCAGGCGUGGCCGUGGUGGCGGUAAGGCCGCGGCCAACAAGGAUGCGCAGCAGCAAGCUGCCGCCGCCGCUGCCGCUCCCGCUGCGGAUAAGGCUGCAGGUGCGGGAUGA
Molecule: messenger RNA, 1953 nt
Organism: Colletotrichum chrysophilum
Lineage: Eukaryota; Fungi; Ascomycota; Sordariomycetes; Glomerellales; Glomerellaceae
Exons: 2
Coding region: 1-1953 (650 amino acids)
Biological process (GO): positive regulation of translation; nuclear-transcribed mRNA catabolic process, nonsense-mediated decay
Cellular component (GO): nucleolus; cytoplasm
Molecular function (GO): mRNA binding
Source: RefSeq, a predicted model, not a curated record